Molecule: messenger RNA, 580 nt
Organism: Brienomyrus brachyistius
Lineage: Eukaryota; Metazoa; Chordata; Actinopteri; Osteoglossiformes; Mormyridae
Product: intersectin-2-like
Exons: 4
Coding region: 50-532 (160 amino acids)
Source: RefSeq, a predicted model, not a curated record
UUCUCAGCUGAUUGUGGAGCAGCAGAGAUGCAAGGAGAUCCUAUGCAACAUGGGGCUGAACAGUAGGUCUGGUCCGACACUUUCCUCCGUAAAGAGGGGCGUGACUGAGAAGGACAUCGUCUGUCGGAAACUCAAGGAGCAGCUGGAUGUGCUGGAGAAGGAUACCGUGGCAAAACUGUCGGAGAUGGACCAGUACAACGUGGACAUCAAGGAGCUCCGGGAAAGCCAGACCAAGCAGCAGCAGGUCCUGGACAGACUGCGGCAGGUCAAGGCCGACAAGCUAUGUGACCUGCAGCGGAGGCGAGAACUGGAGUUGGAGAGGAGGAAGAGAGAGGAGGAGGAGGCGGUCAGGCAAGCCAAGCUGGAGAAAGAGCGGCAGUGGCGUGUGAAGUUGGAGCGGGAGGAGGAGGAGCGGCGGAGGAGGAUCCAGGAGGAGCGGGAGGCCAAGCUGAAGGAGGAGGAAGAACGUGAGCGUGAACUCCGGGCCAAACUGCGCGCCGCUCAGGAGCAGGCUGACAAAGCAGCAGCCUGACAAAGCAGCAGCAGCCUGACAAAGCAGCAGCAGCCUGACAAAGCAGCA